CCAGGACCCCCACCUCUUUCCUUCACACAAACACAGUUCUGAUCAUAUUUCUCACACACAAACACAACAAACACAGUCUUUGUCAUUCUCUCUCUCUAAUCUUCAUGGAGUUUGAUCUAAGCUUCUCAGAGAAAAAUCCCUACCUUUCUGGGAUUUACUCUGACAUCAAAUCAGAGAUCCCCAUAGAGGAAAACACCACCUUCAUGUGCCAAAACAAUUUCAGCCAUUUUCAGCACCUUUCCCUAAAUGGUCCAAACCAUGAGAACCCUGCAAGUUUUUUCACUGAGGGUUCUUCCUCCUUCAUCACCCCAUUAUUCUCUUUGUCCUCAACAACUCCUCCUUCAAGCUACCCCAAUGAUCAGUCCCUCAAAAGAGGCUUUGUCAACACCUAUUACCCCAUGACUUUUGUACCAAACAACACCAAAGUUGAACCCAUGUAUGGCCACCUCAACACCAGCAAGGGCAUCUGGGACUUUUCCCAGAAAAUUCCCUUUCCCUCUGGUGCAAGUGCAACUUCACAGCCUCAGGUGCAGAGAAGGAGCAUUACUGUCAAAUUUCAGAACCAGAUUAGCAACAUAAUCAAAGGCCAGUGGAGUGCUGAUGAGGACAGGGUCCUCGUCCAAUUGGUGAAACGUUUUGGACUGAAAAAAUGGUCUCAGAUCGCGAGGUUGCUGAAUGGCCGGAUUGGGAAACAGUGCAGAGAGAGAUGGCACAAUCAUCUCAGGCCAAACAUUAGGAAGGAGUCAUGGAGCGAAGAGGAGGACAAAGUGCUGAUCGAGGCUCACAAGGAACUGGGGAACAAGUGGGCGGAGAUCGCGAGGAGAAUGCCAGGGAGGAGCGAGAACACCAUCAAGAACCACUGGAACGCCACAAAGCGUCGACUGUACGCGCGGAAGCAGAGGAUCAAGCGCACCACUUCCAAGGGAGCAACCACUCUUCUCCAGAGCUACAUAAGGCAAGUCACCGAGGCUGAGAACAACCACCUCAACAAACCCAUCAACAACAACCUCCACCAACGCCCCUAUCGCGUUCGCUACGAGAGCUCCGAGGGUGGCUUCACCUCCGAGGAGGAGGAACCUGCCUGGCACCGCCACCUGCCGGUCGCCAAUGAUGACUAUGUGCCCGUCAUGCUCACCUCCGAGGAGAUGGCCACUGCCUCUGCGGUGGAGGCUGGCGCAGUGGAUUAUGGGGUGGCCAUGGAGAAGGAGAUGGAUCUCAUGGAGAUGAUCUAUCGUAAAGCUGCUUGAUGCAUGCAUGCGUGGUUUUUGCCCUGAUCACAUACUUUCUUUCUUUUAUUUCUUCUGUUGCGUUCUUUUUCUUUUGCUUUGUCCACUCUGGAUAUUACUGUGGCUUUCGGUUAUGUUUGUCUUGUGAUUUUCAGUUUCAUGUCGCGCGAAGACUUCGGAUGUUGGUUUGUUUUGCUUUUGUUUCGGCCUAUGUUGUUUGGCCUCGUAUGGGUGCAUGACUGCUGUAGACUUUCGUUUGAGUUAUAUAUGAUCA
This is a messenger RNA of Cajanus cajan (pigeon pea), 1500 nucleotides long. RefSeq lists its product as uncharacterized. NCBI's taxonomy places the organism in Eukaryota, Viridiplantae, Streptophyta, Magnoliopsida, Fabales, Fabaceae. Gene Ontology annotation, biological process: regulation of DNA-templated transcription. Gene Ontology annotation, cellular component: nucleus. The record is from RefSeq and is a predicted model, not a curated record. Gene Ontology annotation, molecular function: RNA polymerase II cis-regulatory region sequence-specific DNA binding; DNA-binding transcription factor activity, RNA polymerase II-specific.